Lacerta agilis (Sand lizard) is the source of this 941-nucleotide messenger RNA. It is a transcript of the gene UXT, whose product is annotated as ubiquitously expressed prefoldin like chaperone. The transcript has 7 exons. The record is from RefSeq and is a predicted model, not a curated record. The coding region runs from base 162 to 629 and encodes 155 amino acids. Gene Ontology annotation, biological process: negative regulation of transcription by RNA polymerase II. Gene Ontology annotation, molecular function: transcription corepressor activity. Lineage: Eukaryota; Metazoa; Chordata; Lepidosauria; Squamata; Lacertidae.
CGCCUCAUCUUCCCUCUCGGCUCCGGGGCGGGAAGCGGGCGCCGCAAGAGGGAGGCGGAGGCAGCGCCCGAGUUUCCCCUCCGCCGCUUCCCCGGUCCCUGCCAUGAGCUGAGAGACUUGCCGGGCUCUGGCAUCGAAGCUCCCGCGGGAACCUCGCCGCAAUGCCGGGCGAGCGGCAGGUGCAGGAGAAAGUGCUUCAGUACGAAGCUUUCGUCAGUGAUGUUUUGCAGAGGGAUCUCCAGAAGGUUCUGCAGCAGCGGGAUCAGGUCUAUGAAAAGAUGGCUCAGUACCUGCAGCUCAAGAAUAUUAUUGAGCGGUUGCAGGAGACAGGAAGCCAGGAGCUGACAACUCAAGUGGAUCUAGGCUGCAAUUUCUAUGUCAAUGCAGAAGUGCCUGAUGCCUCCACCAUAUUUGUAGCACUGGGUUAUGGGUUCUUUGUGGAGUUGACUCUUCCUGAGGCGCUUGCCUUCAUUGAGAAGAAGAACAAGCUACUAACAGAGCUCAGUGAAGCCCUUACCAAAGACUCUGCCAAGAUCAAAGCCAAUAUUCGGAUGGUUUUAGAGGGCUUGCAUGAACUCCAAGGUCUCCAAGAUUUGCCUGAGGAGACCAGAAGGGACAUCUUCCUUUAGGCGCCAGCCCUUCCUAGAGGGGACAUUUUCAAUGUGAUAUGCUGGAAGAAGAGUUAGUCUCUUGGGCAUUUUGGUGGUGGCAGCAGGAACUGCGUUUGUAACUGAGGAAACCCUUAUGAGUUAGUUGGGUAGGGUGAAUGUACUUACAGGGACAGCAGAUUGCAGAGUUUGAGAGAGAACAGUUUCUCUUGGGGUGGUUGAUUUCACUGCUCCAAAUAUUCAACCCUUCUCUGCCUCUGUUUUCCCAGGAACUGUGUCUUCGUAUAAGUUCGUCUCAAUUUGCAAAAGUAAUAAAUAAAGAUGAUUAUUCCA